AUUAUUCAUUCAUUCAUUAUGUUUUUAUUCUUCUACUACUCCGUGGUGGCGUCAAGUUACGCAAGGCGACGUGAAUCCCUCUUACUCCCACCGCUGCUGCGUAAACAGCGUAAAAAAAAGAAGAAGCCCACACUCGUCAUUUGUUUCCAGUGAUGCACGAUCCCGUGGUUUUCUCCCAACGAGCCAUGUCUUCUUCUUCUUCAUCAUCCUCCUCCUCCUCUUGUUCUUCUUCCAUCCACCAUCCUUCCUGCUGCGUCGCAUGAACCCACGGCUCCACCGACCCUUCCCAGCUGAACGGGGCCGCUCGCCCGCUCUCUCACUCCGCCGUCGGUCCGGUGUUUGUCCGGCCCCCUCCACCGCAGCCGCCCGGCAGCUGAGCCCUUUGCUCCUGAACGCGGCUUCUACCAUGACCUCCUCCUCAUCUUUCUCCUCUUCCUCCUCCUGCGAUUCAGCCGGGAUCCGCUAAAUGGGAUUCGUGGCCGGUCCGAGGUUUCCACAGCAAUUGGCCGCCCGCUUCCAUUGCGCUCCGUCUCAUGAGCGCAGCCGCACCGAUCUAACCCGGUUCCUCGCUGCGCGUCUCCGGUGCUCGGGCUGAACCUCCGGACGCGUCCAAGGUCUGCACAUGGGGGCGGGCAAGAGCAAGCCCAAGGAGCCGGGCCAGCGCUCCAUGAGCCUGGACGGCACCAUCGGCACAGGCUCAGACAGCGGGCGCUUCCACCACCUGGGCCCCUCCCAGCAGACGCAGACCCCCAACAGGAGCCCUGCGGUCGGCACGGGGAGGCGGGGGCAUCCAGGGCAGCACCACCACGCGCCGACGAACACUCCUGAGCUGGCUCUUUUCGGAGGAGUGGACCACACGGGCACCAUCACCUCGCCCCACAGGGGACCUCUGGCAGGAGGUGUGACUACAUUUGUGGCGCUGUAUGACUAUGAGUCACGGACAGCGUCUGAUCUGACCUUUAGGAAAGGCGACAGGCUGCAGAUUGUCAACAACACGAAAAAGUACAGCUUCAGAGAAGGGGACUGGUGGCUCGCUCGCUCCCUGACGACGGGCGAGAGCGGUUAUAUCCCCAGCAACUACGUGGCCCCGUCCGACUCCAUCCAAGCAGAAGAGUGGUACUUUGGGAAGAUCACUCGUCGGGAUUCAGAGCGGCUCCUUCUGAACCUGCAGAACAGACGAGGAACCUUCCUGGUGAGGGAGAGCGAGACCACUAAAGGGGCCUACUGCCUGUCAGUGCUGGACUAUGACAACACCAAAGGCCUGAAUGUUAAACAUUACAAGAUCAGGAAACUGGACAGCGGCGGUUUCUACAUCACCUCCCGCACCCAGUUCACCAGCCUACAGCAACUAGUCUUCCACUACCGCAAGCACUCCGAUGGGCUGUGCCACGCUCUCUCAGACGUGUGUCCAGUGGCCAAACCUCAGACCCAGGGGCUGGCCAGGGACGCCUGGGAGAUCCCCCGCGAGUCGCUGCGCCUCGACCUGAAACUGGGACAGGGCUGCUUUGGAGAAGUCUGGAUGGGUACGUGGAACGGUACGACGCGAGUAGCCAUCAAGACCCUGAAGCCCGGCACCAUGUCCCCGGAGGCCUUUCUGCAGGAAGCACAGGUCAUGAAGAAGCUGCGGCACGAGAAGCUGGUCCAGCUGUACGCCGUGGUGUCCGAGGAGCCCAUCUACAUCGUGACAGAGUACAUGAGCCAUGGGAGCUUAUUGGACUUCCUGAAAGGGGACGCAGGGAAGAUGCUUCGUCUGCCUCAGCUGGUUGACAUGUCCUCUCAGAUUGCUGCGGGCAUGGCGUACGUGGAGAGGAUGAACUACGUCCACAGGGAUCUGCGCGCAGCCAACAUCCUGGUGGGAGAAAACCUGGUGUGUAAAGUGGCCGACUUUGGUCUGGCAAGACUCAUCGAAGACAACGAGUACACAGCGAGACAAGGAGCUAAGUUCCCAAUCAAAUGGACGGCACCAGAGGCAGCACUGUACGGUCGCUUCACCAUCAAGUCGGACGUCUGGUCCUUUGGUGUGCUUCUCACAGAGCUGGCCACUAAAGGCAGAGUCCCCUAUCCAGGCAUGGUGAACCGCGAGGUGCUGGACCAGGUGGAGCGCGGCUACAGGAUGCCCUGCCCGGCAGAGUGUCCCAGCUCCCUGCACGAGCUCAUGCUCUCCUGCUGGAGGAAGGACCCGGAGGAGAGGCCCACGUUUGAGUACCUGCAGGGCUUCCUAGAGGACUACUUCACCUCCACAGAACCCCAGUAUCAGCCAGGGGAGAACCUAUAGAACCACACACUGAACCGAACCCGAGGGGGGGAGUGGAGAACCUCCACACAGAACGAUCUGCACUAACCGACCUCAGAGGAACGCCUGUGAGAGGAUCCCAGCCUGUGAAACUCAGCUGGGAGGAACUUCAGAUUCUUCUGUGGAAGCAAAACCGAGAGAAGCACUGACAGAAAAAUCCCCUCCGUGCUGCCGCAGAAGAACCCGGAGAACCUCCUCCCUGAAAGCACUCACUGUUUACUCUAGGUUCUCCUGUAGCUGUAAGAGGAGAACUCCUGCUGGACAAAAAGCUCUGAUUCGAUUUGAGGGACUACUCUUGCGGUUACGUGUUUUUCUUUUUUUUGAAAGGUGCCACUGAAGUGGGAGGAACCGACUCAGGGCGGAGCAAGAGAGAAGGCCAAGGGAGGAUAUUUGUGCCGAGCCUGAGCUGUUUAACGACACCUCCCUCUUCUGCUCUUCUGUCGCGUCUGCUCACCCCGGUCCGGUCCCGUCCCCCCCCCACAGAAGAGCACUGCCGCUGAGGCUCAGGUGCCAAAGGAAAGUCAGUCUCUCUCAAAACGUCCCUUAUCUCCUUUCUGCCUCUCUCUAUUUCUGUCUGACUUUCAGUAUCUCUCUCCAGUUUUUCUCAAGUGCUGCUUCUUCAAAGUGUCUCCAAAUAACUCCUGGAACUCUUCUUUGCAUCUUUUAUUUAUGUUUCCUCGGAUAAUAAACGUCCUGGUUUCACGUGUGGGUCGGUAGCAGAUUCAAGUUCCUGUUUUCUCUUUAUUUUCCUCCGAUUGUGAACGGAGGAGUUUGUUAGAAUCAAUAUCGCGGUGGUUCCAGGAUACAUUUACCACUACAGGCAGGUGCUGUUACGCUGGAAAUUGGUUUCAAUUUCAAUAAAACUUUGGGUCUUUAUCUCUCGUUUACUCCAUGUUUUUCUUGACACGUGCUGAACAGGCGUUCCAGCCUCCUGGAUCCAAACCACGGCGACGAUUCAAAUCCAUUUAGCGUUUGAAUGCUUGUCGUUGAUUGAUCUUGAUUUAACUGGAAAGUUUCCCUGAAAAUAAUGGGCACUGCUGUAUCGGCGGUGCAGAGCGGUUUUUAACAGAUACCAGCUCAUUUCCUCGGAGGCGUAAAUCGGCCGUGAAACAUUCAUGUGACCCACAAAGACGCCGACUCGGCCACCGAAAAAAAACGAUUCCUAUUAUUAGAUUCGGCUCAAGACGGGAAGACCCUGAGAGUGCGAGUCUGCUGAGUUCUGUGCCAAACGAAUCGCAUUUCUUUACUGCUGUCCAUGUAUAUACUGUUUUACUAUCAACUGGCUCAUUUGGGUUUUUAAACUUUGCACCAUUUCCCCCGGGACGCGUUGUGUGCGUGAGCAGACAGGACGGAUCAACCUGACACUGUUUGCUGAAGGUCUUUAUUCACUUCCCAGCUGUUACGACCAUAAACAAAUAUGCAACCAGGCUGCCCCCAAUGAAACUGUAAAACUUUAAUCAGGUAACCCUAAUAAAAAACUGUGUUUAUGACUUGCUAUGAGAGGUGAUUUGAGACCAGUUAGCAUGCUUUUGUGCCGUUUUAUUCUCUUUGACCACUGGCUGGGUUUGUAUUUAUGCUGUAAUGUACAUCUACAUGUGUAUGUUUCCUUUGAACUCGAGGUCCAGGUGAGGUGAGGGGAUCAUAUAUACAGACUUAGGAACCUUUUUUGCCAUCAACUUCCGAUUUUAAUUUUGUAUUGCUAUCCACUGCUGCCAGUUCUCACUCAUACUGUACAUAUACUGUAGCUCUUUAAGGUUGAUUUUCAUUCAUGUUCGCCACUUUCAAAUGGCAGGUAUUUAUGUUGAGUGUCACACAUUUCAUGGUGGUUUGGAUUCUAUGACGUAGUUGAUGCAGAAACAGUAGAUCUGAUUAUAGAUUAAUACCAACGAAUAAUAUAAAGACACAAAACACGAGUCAUGCAGCAAUAAGAGAGAGAGGAUGGCCCACGUGCAGCAACCCCCCCCCCCAGAAUCGAUGAUGAAAGACGACGGCCAUUAAUCAGUAACGUGUUUGACUCUGAAGCCACGAGGACAAAGUGAGUUUGGGCUGUUGUACGAGAUGAAAAAUGAAGUCAAAGAUGUAAAUAGUAUCUAGAAAUGACUGUGACGAUCAUGUAAUUUGUUUUUGUACAGUUCUUCUUUACGUGCACCUGCACUCUGACGUUUUUACAGUGACGCACACGCCUGCUCCCAAAACAGUCUCAUAAAGAUAAGACGCGACUGGAAAUGAGGCUUAUGGAAUGUUUCAUUUAAUUUUUUUCAAUUAUUGGACUUAAUAAUAUAAAAUCAUACUCUGUUUGAAAUCUGUAUCUGCAAAAAGACAAUUUAAAAAAUUGGGUUCGACACAUGUUUCUAAAAUAAUAAGUGUUUUCCUCUUUUGAAUUGGGAACCCCCCCCCCCCCCCCCCCCCGUUUGUUCCAAAGCACUGAACCUCCUGUAAGUCACUGGGACGAAGUGGACGGGCUCAUGACAAGUAUGAGUAGCCAAGGUCUGAUUGUGCCAUAUUUAAAUGUCUCGGCCUUUCUUUGUUUUGUUCAUUUUUUUAUAAAUCUAUGCAGUUUGGUCUGAUCUUGCAAUUUUAUGGCCAUUUUGUUCUUAAGUAAAAAAAAACAAUCUUAAACCGAAGGUGUGAGCAUUUUGUAAGAACUUGUCUUUUUUUUUGUUUUUUCUGAUGUAACGGGAUUGAAAUGGGUAUCGUGCCACUCUAUGUUGAUCUUAUGUUGUGCAAUAAAUUAUAUUUCAAAUGUG
Platichthys flesus (European flounder) is the source of this 5040-nucleotide messenger RNA. Its product is annotated as proto-oncogene tyrosine-protein kinase Src-like. The record is from RefSeq and is a predicted model, not a curated record. Gene Ontology annotation, biological process: bone resorption; innate immune response; negative regulation of extrinsic apoptotic signaling pathway. Lineage: Eukaryota; Metazoa; Chordata; Actinopteri; Pleuronectiformes; Pleuronectidae. Gene Ontology annotation, molecular function: ATP binding; non-membrane spanning protein tyrosine kinase activity; growth factor receptor binding. Bases 623 to 2275 code for a protein of 550 amino acids. The transcript is spliced from 13 exons. Gene Ontology annotation, cellular component: extrinsic component of cytoplasmic side of plasma membrane.